GGUUGCACAUGCUCACAAUAGUUUGGCCUACCCCUAAAGUAAACAAACAAACAAGCGUAGCAGUUUCUGCUUCUCCUCACCUACAUUUCAAUUUUCACAAUCAAAUCAAUCGAAUCAACCUCGUUUUUGGGAUUCUCUUCUCCUCUCUGCGACUGCGAUGGCACUCUCGCGCCUUCGCCACCCUCUCAUCUCUCGUUCCAUUCGCCUCCUCUCUUCUUCCUCCACCAGAUCCCUUUCUCGAACUUCUAAUUCAUGGAAUUUUUCUGUGGGUGGUAAUGAGAAUCUAAGCUUACGAACAGUGGUUUUUAUCAGGCCGGCUACUUGGUCUAGGCUUACUGGUGUCUGUGAUAGAUGUUUGAAGUCAAAGUGGAUUGAUGUGAAAUACUUCUCAUCUUCAGAUUCUUCACAUUCAGUCCUUGGGAUGCCAGCUUUAUCUCCUACAAUGACCCAAGGUAAUAUUGCAAAAUGGAAGAAAAAAGAAGGAGAAAAGAUAGAAGUGGGUGACGUACUAUGUGAAAUUGAAACUGACAAAGCUACAGUUGAAUUUGAAAGUCUUGAAGAGGGAUAUUUGGCUAAGAUAUUGACACCUGAAGGUUCAAAGGACGUGCCUGUUGGACAACCAAUUGCCAUAACAGUUGAGGAUGAAAGUGACAUUCAAAAUCUUCCUGCUUCCGCGGGGGGUGAGGCCGGGGUUGAAGAGAAGAAAUCAACACAUCAAGAUGUCUCAGAUGAGAAGAAACCGGAAUCAACUUCUACUACAAUUAAUGCAUCGGAACUUCCACCUCACGUCCUUCUUGAAAUGCCAGCUUUGUCCCCAACAAUGAACCAAGGAAACAUUGUUAAAUGGAUGAAGAAAGAAGGAGACAAGAUUGAAGUGGGAGACAUAUUAUGUGAGAUAGAGACAGACAAAGCUACCCUUGAAUUUGAGACUCUUGAAGAGGGGUACUUGGCUAAGAUACUUGCACCAGAAGGAUCAAAAGAAGUGGCAGUUGGAAUGCCUAUUGCAAUAACAGUUGAAGAUGCAAGUGACAUUGAAGCUAUAAAGAAUUCUAUUGGCAGCAGCUCAGCAAGCCAACAGGAGAAGGCCACCCAACAUGCCACUAAAAAUGAUGUCAAAGCACAUAAAAACAAAACAACACGAAUCAGUCCGGCUGCAAAGUUGCUAAUUACAGAAUAUGGAUUGGAUGCGUCGACAUUGAAUGCAACUGGUCCUCAUGGCACCCUACUGAAAGGGGAUGUUCUUUCUGCAAUAAAGUCAGGAAAACUGUCUCCAAAACCUGCUUCAUCAAAAGCACAUGCAUCAUCAUCUCAAAGACAUCAAGCUGCAGCUUCGCAAGAGUCAAAAUCUGACUUAAAACAGUCAGAUGCUUAUGAAGAUUUACCUAAUAGUCAAAUUCGCAAGGUUAUUGCCAAGAGGUUGUUGGAAUCAAAACAAAAUACACCACACCUAUAUUUAUCAUCAGAUGUUAUACUGGAUCCUCUUCUUUCCCUUCGUAAAGAUCUUAAAGAGCAGUAUGAUGUGAAAGUUUCAGUGAAUGACAUUAUUAUCAAAGUUGUAGCAGCCGCACUUAGAAAUGUACCAGAAGCAAACGCAUACUGGGAUGCUGAGAAGGGUGAGAUCAAUUUAUGCGACUCUGUUGACAUAUGUAUUGCAGUUGCCACUGAGAAGGGUUUGAUGACUCCGAUAAUAAAAAAUGCUGAUCACAAGACAAUAUCUGCUAUCUCCUCCGAGGUCAAGGAAUUAGCAGCCAAGGCACGUGAAGGCAAGUUGAAGCCACAUGAAUUCCAAGGGGGGACAUUUAGCAUUUCAAACUUAGGAAUGUUCCCGGUGGAUAAAUUUUGUGCUAUUAUAAACCCCCCACAGGCUUGCAUUCUUGCUGUAGGGAAAGGCAACAAAGUUGUGGAACCAGUAAUUGGAGCUGAUGGAAUUGAGAAGCCAUCAGUUGCCAAUAAGUUGAGCUUAACACUGUCUGCUGAUCACCGCGUCUUUGAUGGCAAAGUUGCAGGUGCGUUUCUCUCUGCUUUGAAAUCAAACUUCAGCGACAUCAGAAGACUUCUAUUAUAAUGACAUACAAUAUUUUUUCCAGUUACUUCAUUGGAUGUGGAUUCACCACAACCGGGAUUAACCUGACAUGGCAUCCCAUUUUUGUCCUUUACAUUUUUAUCUCUUCAACUCAAACAGUUUUUUCAUUGUUGUACCUAAUCAGUUUUUGUAAAAUAAAUAUCUCGGGUUAUUUACCAAAUAUCGUGAGAAAAUACCCACCAAGGAGAUUUCCAAGAAUUGAGAUUCAAGCACGUUGGAAAUUUUGUUCAUAAGGCAAUUUGCUGAGUUGGAUGUUUGAUUUUGUAUGAACAGCUUUGUAUAGACCGCCGUAUAAAUACCCACUUCGAAUGAAUAAAAUUACUGAUUAUUUGUUGCA
Molecule: messenger RNA, 2420 nt
Organism: Lotus japonicus
Lineage: Eukaryota; Viridiplantae; Streptophyta; Magnoliopsida; Fabales; Fabaceae
Product: dihydrolipoyllysine-residue acetyltransferase component 1 of pyruvate dehydrogenase complex, mitochondrial
Exons: 23
Coding region: 158-2065 (635 amino acids)
Biological process (GO): pyruvate decarboxylation to acetyl-CoA
Cellular component (GO): pyruvate dehydrogenase complex; mitochondrion
Molecular function (GO): dihydrolipoyllysine-residue acetyltransferase activity
Source: RefSeq, a predicted model, not a curated record